CCCCAAACAGUAAACACGAGUGACGACAAUUAUUCGCGACUGACUCAGUUUGUCGGCACGAUGGAGUGCACUCCGUCUGCAGUAUCCCUCAGAGAAUUUGGCUGCGAGCAAAAUUUACUCUCACGUCCUGACGGAUCGGCGUCUUUCACACAAGGUGACACAAGUGUACUGGCUGCAGUAUACGGACCAGCUGAAGUCAAAGUUAGUAAGGAGAUUUAUGACCGGGCGACGUUGGAGGUGAUUAUCCAACCCAAAGUGGGACUUGCAAGCGUAAAGGAGCGAGCUCAGGAACAAUGUGUGCGGGAAAGCUGUGAGGCAUCCCUGCUUAUGUCCCUUCACCCUCGUUCGUCCCUCACGCUCGUUUUACAGGAGCUCCAUAACGAUGGCUCUCUCUUAUCCUGUUUCUUGAAUGCCGGCUGCAUGGCUAUGAUGGACGCCGGUUUGCCAAUGAGCUGCCUGUUCUGCGGCGUCACUUGCGCCAUCCACACGGACGGGAGCAUCAUCACCGAUCCGACCGCUGCUCAGGAAGCGGAGAGUCGAGCUCUAAUGACCUUUGCCGUCGGCAACAAAGAGCGCCAAGUGAUGAUGACCUCAACCAAAGGAUCGUUUUCAGUGCAAGAGAUGCAGCAGUGCAUCGCCAUCAGUCAGGCGGCGUCUGAGAAGAUCUUCAGCUUCUACAGAGAAUCACUCAGACGGCGCUACUCCAAAAGCGUCUGAUUUUUUUUUUUUCUUAUUCUACUCUCCGCACAAAGUCCACUUUUUAUAAUAAAAUAUUCAUCAACUUA
This is a messenger RNA of Syngnathus typhle (broad-nosed pipefish), 785 nucleotides long. It is a transcript of the gene exosc5, whose product is annotated as exosome component 5. The transcript has 6 exons. Bases 61 to 717 code for a protein of 218 amino acids. NCBI's taxonomy places the organism in Eukaryota, Metazoa, Chordata, Actinopteri, Syngnathiformes, Syngnathidae. Gene Ontology annotation, cellular component: nucleolus; nuclear exosome (RNase complex); cytoplasmic exosome (RNase complex). Gene Ontology annotation, biological process: rRNA catabolic process; poly(A)-dependent snoRNA 3'-end processing; U4 snRNA 3'-end processing. The record is from RefSeq and is a predicted model, not a curated record.